Messenger RNA from Bursaphelenchus okinawaensis, 5437 nucleotides. NCBI's taxonomy places the organism in Eukaryota, Metazoa, Nematoda, Chromadorea, Rhabditida, Aphelenchoididae. The record is from the annotation of a GenBank genome assembly.
AUGCGAUAUCGCUCGAUUUUGGAGCGCGACGAGGACGAUUGGCCCGGCGAGAACACCCCACUGAUGGGUGAAGUUGUAAUCGACGACGACGUGCAUUUAUUGCCCAACAACAGCACCAGCUCUGCACAUCGGAGUUUGUUCAAGCAGGUGCAAAGGAUGUUUCGGUAUGUUUUUCUGGUUUUUUUUUUUGGUUUUUAGGUGUUGUAAAAUGAAGGUAGAUGAUACUGAAAGGGUCUGGGCAUUGAAAAAAUGCGGUGUCAUCAGUCGUGAGCUUGGAAUAGCUUAUAUUGACCAGAUAUAGUUAUAGGCAUGAGUUAAGUUUUAAUAACAAUUUUAUAGAAUCUUAUUGAAAUUGGAUCUUUUUUAUAUAAAGAAUAGAUAAAUAACAUAUUUUUUAUUUAAGACAUUGAAGUUAAACACAUUGGGACAUGAAAAUGCUAAAUAUGUGUUACAUAUAAUAUCUAUGAUAAUAUAAAAGUUAACACAAAUCGAUGAAGCAGUAACAUAUUUAUGUGAUAUAGGUUUUUGUGUGGUUUUCAACGUGCUGUAAUUAAAUUUAAACUAUUUUUAAUUUAUAAAAAAAAGUUUAGAAACGCUUCUUUUCAUUAGCAUACCUUGCGGACAAUAAAAAUGUCAGUUCCAAAACGAAAUGACGAAUAAAAACAGAAAAAGAAACUAAAAAUAAAAGGUUUCAUUCAAAUGUUAAGAAAAGGUGAAUGCGCGCAAAAUCGAGCAACAUUACUCUUGAUCUUCACCUCAAGAUUUUAUCAAAAAUUUUUUCAUUUUUGAUUUUCUUGCGUCUCGUUUUCGAGGAUUGAUUUUUUUUGUAUAAUCCGAUUAGAGUUUGAGGUAUUUUUGUAUAUUAACGAAUCGAGUAGGGAAAUCCACAACAUUUUUCGGCUCGAAAAAUGGGCAAAAAUAAAAUUCCGAAAGUAAUUCGGAAUUGUCGUAAGAACGCUUUGAAUUUGGGGGAAGACGGCAAAAGUUUAGGUUAGAACGAAAAUUAUGAUGCUUGUAGAGAGGAAGAGUUUUUCGUUUGCUCUAGAUGACUUUCUAUUUGCUAUCGAUGGUUUCUCACUUGUUUUAGCUAGCAAUGUCGCAUCUGCAAGUCAUUUUGUUUUUAAAAAAGCUUAGAACGCAAAAUUUUAAUUUAUAAAUUAGAAACAGUUGUGGUAAGGUUAAGAAAAGUUACUUUUUUAUUUAUAUUUUAAUUUUAAAUAUAAUUUGUCACUUCUAAAAACCUUGCUUUAGGUGUUGUCGUAGCAUGUUUCAACGGCGACGGCCGUUGCAUUCGCGCACUCUGCGGAUUGGCCACGGCCCAAUAAACUCGCAUGGCCAUAGUUUUCCACGCAAUGUGGUGUGCAAUCAAAAGUACAACAUCUUCACAUUCGUACCGCUGGUCCUGUUUCAACAGUUCAAGUUCUUUUUGAAUUUGUACUUCUUGCUAAUGGCAUGCUCGCAGUUCAUUCCGGCCAUUCAAAUUGGAGCACCCAUUACCUAUUGGGGACCUUUGGUAAGGUCUUGGAUUUUUAAAAAUUGUUGUUUUUGUUUUUAAAGAUCAGGUUUUUUGGAAUUUUAAAAACGAAAGAAUGAUUUUUCCUAAUUUUCGCUAAUUUAAAAUUAACAAAAAUUUAAAAUAUCAUAAAAACAUUUUUAUUGAAUUUUUAGGUAACGUACUUUAUCAUGUUUUUUUAAAAUUUUUGGUAAUAAAAUAGUUUUCCGUAAAAACAAGACAAUUUUCAGGGAUUUGUGUUGACGAUAACGUUGAUUCGAGAAGCGUUUGACGAUUUUGUUCGGUUCCUUAGAGAUCGUGAAUUGAAUGGUGAGAAGUAUGAAAAAUUGACAAAAGAUGGCCGAGUUGAUGUGGAAAGCGCGUAUGUUACGUAUUUAUUGUCUUUUAGAUCUUAAGUUUUUUUUUUUGAAAAAUUUAACUUUUUCUUAAUUUGGAUAUUAAAUUUUUUAAAGUUCUAUGGAAUUUUUAAAAACCGUAUCAAUAUUUAAAUUUUUUUUAGUGACAUUGAAGUUGGAGAUCUGAUAGUAAUUGAAAAGGACCGCCGAAUUCCAGCUGAUGUGGUGUUAGUGAGGACAACAGAGAAGUCAGGAGCUUGCUUUAUAAGAACUGAUCAAUUGGACGGUGAAACUGAUUGGAAGCUAAGAAUUGCCAUGCCUUGUACUCAGAAUUUGACUGAUGAAAUGGUGCGUUAUUUUUUUUGUUUUUAGGUAUAAAAGCAAUUUGAAGUUAAAAUCUGUUAUUCAGUGGAGUAGCUACAGAUCUUUUGCAUAGACCUUUCACUUGAGCGCAAAUAAAUGAAAAUUUGAAUUCUCAUACCUACAUUUUAGGACAUUCUCCGCCAAAACUGCGUGGUCUACGCCGAAUUGCCUCAAAAAGACAUACACACAUUUCUGGGUAACUACAAGAUCUACUUUGAGGAUUGCUCUCAAGAUGGAAGUCUCAGCGCGGAAAAUGUUCUCUGGGCCAACACCGUUCUAGCUAGUGGUACCGCCAUAGGACUUGUAGUCUACACUGGUCAUGAAACAAGGUCCGUCAUGAACAACACACUGCCCGAGAGCAAAGUUGGUCUACUGGAUAUUGAAGUAAACAAUCUGACGAAGAUCUUGUUUACCUUUGUCAUCUUACUCGCAGCUUCAAUGGUUGUCAUGAAAGGCAUCGAUGCCAACUGGUAUCGCUACUUGAUGCGAUUUGUACUACUCUUCUCGUAUAUUAUUCCAAUUUCAUUGAGAGUCAAUCUGGACAUGGCAAAACUGUUUUAUUCGUGGCAAAUCGGCAGAGACAAACGAAUCCCUGGCACGGUAGUACGAUCAAGUACCAUUCCCGAGGAGCUGGGCAGAAUAUCGUAUUUACUAUCGGAUAAAACUGGAACAUUGACGAUGAAUCAGAUGAGAUUUAAGAAGAUCCAUUUGGGCACAGUCAGCUUUGGAUGUGACGCGUUUUCCGAUGUCUCCACUCAUAUCAGCAGUGCUUAUGCAGGAAAAUUGGCCAAAAAUUCGUUUUCAGUGAAGUUGCAGACGGCUAUUGAAGCAAUUGCGCUGUGCCACAAUGUUACACCGAUUAUCGAGAAUGGACAAUUGAGUUAUCAGGCUGCGAGCCCGGAUGAGGUAGGAUUUUGCUGGGGUACAAUUUUUUAUAGCUCAAAAUUUUGAUGUUUUUAGGUAAUAGAUGUAUUUUGAUUAGUAAAGCACUGUUUUUACAUAUUGUUUGCACAAAAAAUAAAUUUUUGAUGUUUUAGGUAGCCCUAGUACAAUGGACCGAACAAGUUGGAGUAAAGUUGGCUCAUCGUGACUUGACUUCAAUGCAGCUUCUACUGACCAAUGGAAUGACAAAAAGCUUUCAGAUCUUACAUUUGUUUCCAUUCACUUCGGAAACUAAACGGAUGGGAAUUAUCAUAAAGGUUGGGACUUUAAAAAAUGAUUCUUCACUUUAUUUCUAUAUAAUUUUAAAAAUUUUUGAGGGUUUUGACUCUAAUUUUAUCACCUACUUUUUGUGUUAUGCCUCAUUUAAGAUCUGAAAAUUUAUAGGACGAAACGACCGACGAAAUCUCGUUUAUAAUGAAAGGAGCCGAUACAGUCAUGUCUCAAAUGGUCAUGUACAAUGACUGGUUGGACGAAGAGUGCUCAAACAUGGCCAGAGAAGGACUGCGCACUCUGGUUGUGGCCAAAAAGACGUUAAGUCAAGAACAGUUAAAUGAAUUUGAAAAACAGUAUCAUCAAGCUAAAUUGACUAUCAAGGACAGAGCAGAAAAUAUGGCAGCGGUCGUCCAUAAGUUGGAAACUGACCUGCAUUUACUUUGUUUGACUGGGGUUGAAGAUAGGCUACAGGUAAGUGCAGGAUUUUAGUUAUUGAAAGCAAAAGUUUGAAGCUAAACUUGCUAAAAUUAAUUUUUUUCGAAAAGGCAUUGUCUAUAUGCCAUUCUUUUCAGGACGAAGUAACAACCUCUUUGGAACUGCUCCGUAACGCCGGCAUCAAGGUGUGGAUGUUAACUGGUGACAAACUGGAAACAGCUAUUUGUAUCGCCAAAUCUUCUGGAUUAUUCUCCAAAUCUGACAACAUUCAUGUGUUUGGCAAUGUAACCGACCGUAUCAAAGCUCACAACGAACUAAACGCAUUGAGAAAGAAGAACGAUGUCGCAUUGGUGAUGUCAGGCUCAGCACUAAACGUAUGUCUGCAAUACUACGAAGCCGAGGUUGCCGAGUUGGUUUGCAACUGUUCAGCCGUCGUAUGUUGUCGUUGUUCACCAGAGCAGAAAGCACAAAUUGUAAAUUUGCUGAGGAAGUACAGGAAACCAUUGAGGGUGGCUGCUAUUGGCGAUGGAGGUAACGAUGUUUCUAUGAUUCAAGCUGCUCAUGCUGGUAUUGGUAUCGAUGCUCAUGAAGGUAGGCAUUUGUUUCCAAAUUGUCUUCUAGGGAGCAUGAAGCAAUUAUAGAGAACUUGUUGGUGUAUAUUGAUUUGUUUUAUUAAAUUAUUUGUUACAUUUUUUAAGGAAAUUUAUCUUAUUGUUGCCUAAACUUCUAAAAAAUGCUUUUUUAAUUUCAGGAAAACAAGCUUCAUUGGCCGCCGACUUCUCGAUCACUCAAUUCAGCCACAUUUGCCGCCUUCUCUUAGUUCAUGGUCGAUUCUGCUAUAAAAGAAGCUGCGCCUUGUCACAAUUUGUCAUGCAUAGAGGUCUUAUCAUAUCGACAAUGCAAGCCAUCUUCUCCUGUGUAUUCUAUUUUGCUUCCGUUUCGUUAUAUCAAGGUGUUUUGAUGGUCGCGUAAGUUUUUUUUAUUUAAAAGAGGUAGAAAAUAGGCUUUAAAAUCAAAUCUGACGUUUGAUUUAUGUGAAUAUUGAUUUAUCAAAAGUUUGAUUUUAGGUACUCUACGGCCUAUACCAUGUUACCAGUGUUCUCAUUAGUCGUUGACAGAGAUGUCACAGCGGAAAAUGCCCUAACAUACCCAGAAUUGUACAAAGAACUUGGGAAGGGACGGUCGUUGUCUUACAAAACGUUCUGUAUAUGGGUAUUGAUCAGUAUUUAUCAAGGUAAAAUUUUUUAAACGUUAGGCUAUUUUAAAUAUGAAAGUUGAUCCUUCUAUCUUUAUUCAAGGAUCGAUUAUCAUGUACGGAGCGCUGGUAGCCUUUGAUUCCGACUUUAUCCAUGUUGUCUCGAUCUCCUUCUCGGCCCUCAUCGUCACCGAACUCAUCAUGGUCGCAAUGACCGUCCACACCUGGCACUGGGCCAUGCUCGUAGCCCAAGCUUUGUCUUUGGCCCUAUAUGGAGCAUCACUACUAAUCCUGGACAAGUUCUUCGACCGACAGUUCGUCUUAUCAUGGGUGUUCAUCACCAAAACCACGGCAAUCACUCUGAUUUCAUGCGCGCCGUUGUACGUGAUCAAGUUUUUGAGAAGGAAAUUCUCACCUCCGUCGUAUGCCAAAGUAAACUAA